Molecule: messenger RNA, 1533 nt
Organism: Trachemys scripta elegans
Lineage: Eukaryota; Metazoa; Chordata; Testudines; Emydidae
Gene: TNFRSF14
Product: TNF receptor superfamily member 14
Exons: 8
Coding region: 327-1259 (310 amino acids)
Biological process (GO): defense response to Gram-negative bacterium; positive regulation of cytokine production involved in immune response; immune response
Cellular component (GO): external side of plasma membrane; membrane
Molecular function (GO): transmembrane signaling receptor activity; protein binding
Source: RefSeq, a predicted model, not a curated record
UUCACUUUCACUUUCAGUGAAUGUCGAGCUGGUGUAGGUUCCGAGCUGGUCUCUUGGCUGCUGUUGCGGGGCCGUUGGGCCUGGAUUAGAACCUGAACCGGACCAGGACUUUGGGCUUGUGUCCUGCUAGCGGGCUGGGAGGUCCCGGAGAAGGGCGCGGGGGAUCCAUGGGGCGGACACCCCAGGACAGGGCGGGGCACCAGGCUCGCUAAGGCCCACAGCUUGUCACUGAUCGGGACCUGGAGGCCGCGCUGAGCUGUAGCGGGCAGAGACUCAAUGCCCAGCCGGGGGCAGAAGCAGACACACUGCGGUCUGUUCUCAGGACCAUGCUCUGGAUUUUUGUCAUUUUCUUGAUAACACAACUACCUCAUUCGGAAGCUCUACAGUGCUUCGCAGGCGAAUAUGAAAUAAAUGGCGAAUGCUGUCCUAUGUGCAGUGCUGGGAGCAGAGUCGUCAAACAUUGUAGACCAAGUAGCAGCACAACUUGCAUGCCAUGUGUGGACGACACAUAUACAGAGCAUCCCAAUGGCCUAACAGAGUGCAUGAGAUGUAAAGUCUGCGAUGCAGGAGCCCGACUGAUGAUAAAAGAAAAAUGCACGUAUACGAAGAACACCGUGUGCGGCUGUGCCCCGGGGGAUUUCUGCCCACAUGCUGCAGGCCUGGACUGUGAAAUGUGUCGUCCCUACACCGUCUGCCCCCCUGGCUAUAUGGUGAAAAAACCUGGCACAGAAUUCCUUGACAACGUAUGUGAGGUUUGCCCUGAAGGAACCUUCUCAGCAACCAACAUGUUACGCACCUGUCAGCCAUGGACCAGGUGUGAAGAGGAAGGGAUGAGAGAACAAAAGGCCGGGACAGCCACUUCUGAUGCAAUUUGUGUACGAAGAGGCCUUUCUACCACAGCGAUAGCAUUGAUAAUUGUCCUUGCUCUCUCACUUUUAUCUGCAUUUGCUGGAACAGCGUUCUUUUUAUGGAGGAGGAGGAAGAGGAAAGAUGGCGGAACACCUGCACAGGAGACAGGGGGUGAGCAAAACGAAGAGGUUGUGGAAAAUUCGAUACAGACUAAUAAAAAAAGGACUGAUGCAGCCCUCCCUGUUCAGGAAACUACUAAAAACUCUGGCACAUCCACCCUUCACAGCACCCGAACAAACACAGGCAAGAGCCGAUGCACUUUUUCAAAGUGGGGGAAGAGAGAAAACCAUUCGUCAGCCCUGCAAGUGAGAGAGGAGGAACACGGAGAGGAGUUUCUACUACAGAGCUAGGGAAAUGGCCACCAGCCCUGGAUUCUCCUGAAGGCUCAGGACUACUCUAGAAAAAGCUGAAUGAUCAAGGACAGAAAAUCGAUCAGAGUUUAGUGAUUGGAGGCUUCUGAAAAUCCCUCUUGACUGGAUUCUAGUGAUCAUCAUCACUGUAACUUUAGGCCUUGGCUACACUUGCAGCUGUACAGCGCUGUGAGGUAAACCUGUCUUCGGACAGCUGAGUAGGGAAAAGCGCUGCAGUCUGUCCACGCUGACAGCUGACAGCGCAGUGGCAUGG